Molecule: messenger RNA, 1743 nt
Organism: Aspergillus calidoustus
Lineage: Eukaryota; Fungi; Ascomycota; Eurotiomycetes; Eurotiales; Aspergillaceae
Source: the annotation of a GenBank genome assembly
AUGGUUCUUCAUCAAUAUGAUUACAUCUUUGCCAUUGGAACGAUCUUUGCGUUCCUCGAUGCCUGGAACAUUGGUGCCAAUGACUGCGCCAACUCGUGGUCGACUUCUGUGUCGUCGCGUUCGUUGAAGCAUUGGCAGGCCAUGGUCCUUGGUUCCAUCAUGGAGUUUGCCGGAGCUGUCGGUGUAGGAAACAGUGUUGCGGAUACCAUCCGUACCAAGAUUGUUGAGAUCGAUGCCUUCACUGACAACGCCCCCCUUCUCAUGCUUGGAAUGUGCUGCGCCGUCGUUGCCUCGUCCAUCUACCUCACCAUCUGCACGAAAAUCGGCCUUCCUGUCUCCACAACUCAUUCAAUUCUCGGAGGUAUCCUUGGAAUGGGUAUUGCUCUGAUUGGAGCUGACGAUGUGAUCUGGUGGGGAGGUGAUAUCAACUCUGGUGUCGUCCAGGUGUUCCUUGCCUGGGUUAUCGCGCCUCUGCUCUCUGGUGUGGCUGGUGCUCUCAUCUUCCUGAUUACCAAGUAUGGUAUCCUGCUGCGCCCGAACGCAGCUCUCAAGGCGCUGUACACCGUGCCCUUCUACUUCCUCUUGACCUCCUCCCUCCUGACUAUGCUUAUCGUCUGGAAGGGUGGCAGCAGCAGAAUUGAUCUGGAAGGUGCAGAGAUCGCUGGUACUGUUGUGGGUACUGGAGCUGGUGUCGCCCUCAUCUCUGCCAUCUUCCUCUGCCCGUGGCUGUACCGCCGCGUCAUCAAGAGCGACUGGCAGCUCAAGCCCUGGGAUCUCAUCUACGGCCCCCUCCUCCUCCGCCGUGGUGAAGUGCCCCCUCGUCCUGCCCACGUCAAGACCGUCCGCGACUACUACCGCGGCCACAAGACCAUGGAGGAGCUACAGGCCGAGCGCAACGGUGACGAGGAGACCGCCCGCGCCGAAUCCUCUUCUUCCACCACCGGCGAGCACCCCACCCCCGACCUCAAGGGCCAACCUGAUGUCACCACCAACUCGCGUGACGAGACCGACUCCACCAUCACCGACCCCGAUGUCAUCAACGUCUGCGGCCCCCGCCCCGAAGGAACCUGGUACAGCGUCCCCGUGCUGUUCUGGUACGCCAAGAAGGCCUUCCUCAACGGUAUCGAGCAGGAUAUUGUCAGUGCCCAGGGUAACGCCGGCAAGCUCUCCGGUGACCUCGAAAAGACCCACGCCCACGCCGACCACUACGACAACGAGGCCGAAUACAUGUUCUCCUUCCUCCAGAUCCUCACUGCCUGCACUGCCUCGUUCACCCACGGUGCCAACGAUGUCGCCAAUGCUGUCGGGCCCUACGCUACCAUCUACGCCAUCUGGCGCAGUGGCGCCCUCGAGGGCGCUAAGACCGAAGUCCCCAUCUGGAUUCUUGUCUUCGGUGGUGCCGGUAUCUCCAUUGGUAUCUGGACCUACGGUUACCACAUCAUGCGCAACCUCGGAAACAAGCUUACUCUGCACUCCCCCUCGCGUGGUUUCACCAUGGAGCUUGGUGCCGCCAUUGCUGUGAUUAUCGCCACCAGGCUUAAGCUCCCCGUCUCCACCACCCAGUGCAUCACCGGCGCCACCGUCGGUGUCGGUCUCUGCAACGGAACCUGGAGGACGAUCAACUGGCGCAUGGUUGCCUGGAUCUACAUGGGCUGGAUCAUCACCCUCCCCUGCGCCGGUAUCAUCGCUGGCUGCUUGACUGGUAUCAUUGUCAACGCGCCUCGCUGGGGUAUGGCCAACUAG